Messenger RNA from Labeo rohita (rohu), 618 nucleotides. RefSeq names its product neural cell adhesion molecule 1-like. NCBI's taxonomy places the organism in Eukaryota, Metazoa, Chordata, Actinopteri, Cypriniformes, Cyprinidae. The record is from RefSeq and is a predicted model, not a curated record. The transcript is spliced from 2 exons. The annotation marks the transcript as partial.
GUCGCCGUUUACAGUAAGGAUGAAUCUAAGGAGCCCAUUGUGGAGGUAAGGACUGAGGAGGAACACACACCAAACCAUGAAGGAGGAGGACCCACCGAACCCAAUGAAACCACCCCUCUGACCGACCCUGAGCACGCUGCUGACACCACAGCAACAGUAGUGGACUUGCUCCCCUCUGUAACCACUAACUCAGACCCCGGCACUGACAGUCCUGCUAGCGAUAGCACCACCCUUACCUCAAGCACCGCCCCUGCGGCCGAGCCUAAAGCGGCCCCUAAAGCCACCCCCAAUCCAGCACCCCCAAACCUAGCGUCACCUCUCCUACUUCCCCCACAAGCUGCUCCUGCAGCCGUGGCCCCUCUGGUGGACCUGAGCGAUACGCCCUCCAACCAGACCUCAAAGCCCUUAGAUGAUUCAACCCCUGCAGAUCUGGCCAAAGCCGACGGCCAGAGCCCGGCUGAGCCGGCCAGUGCCCCCCAAAGUAAGGACUCUCAGGUACAGGGAGGAGCCCACCAGACCACAGAUAGUGACCCUGCCAAGGAAGCGCUGGGCAAGCCCUCCAGCGACUCCUCCAGCGCACCGUCCGCACCCAACCAGGACGAGUAUGGCCACCUCUAG